Eriocheir sinensis (Chinese mitten crab) is the source of this 2461-nucleotide messenger RNA. RefSeq lists its product as uncharacterized. NCBI's taxonomy places the organism in Eukaryota, Metazoa, Arthropoda, Malacostraca, Decapoda, Varunidae. The record is from RefSeq and is a predicted model, not a curated record. The coding region runs from base 282 to 1346 and encodes 354 amino acids. The transcript has 8 exons.
CCUUCAGUUAGUGAGCACUGGUGAUGUGAGUAGCGGGCCGCGACGUGGCUCACCUACAGAAGGCUCUUGAAAGCUUGGUGGUAACUCAAUGCCCCGGCCUCUCAUGAUCAGAAUUUGAGAAACUGCCUGAUAUUGGACAGGAUCGAUUGCGUCUAUACUGUGGAAACUUAGAGUAAAAUAUGACGCGAGGAGACAACUGUGAGAGUUAAAAGAAAAAAAAAAAACUUCAGACUAGUUUAAUUUCCUAAAGGAACUAUGCGCCUGUGCCGGGGAUCUAUUGCAUGCUCGCUAAAAGAUACAUUUCCUUCGAGAUGCACCGUGGCGGCGGAGGAGCCAACGCGAAUGUGGUGGUCACUCUGUUGUUCCUCCAUCUGUUAGGCUGCGUCCAAGGUCGAAAUUAUGGCCCCCACGUGCCCGACGACCCUUGCCACACCCAGGAGGACUGCGUGGCCAUGGGGUGGACGCAGCCGCUGCCGGAGUGUAAGGCCUCCGCGUGCACCUGUCCCCCCGGCACCUGCGCCAUCUACACCGUUUCCUCGGGGAGCUUUGACUACCAGUACUUCUGUGGGCCCUGCGGCAUGCUGGGCUCCGAGUGCAACAACCUCACUGACUGUGUGGUGGACUGGCAGUGUAGGAACGACUUUUGCGAGUGUGACCAGGGCGUCGUGUACCAGGGAGUGUGCCUGUACUACGAGGCGGUGCCCACCUCCGUCAGCAGCGUGGUCCUCGUCUGCGUCCUGAUGUUGCUGAUCGCCGUCCAGCAACUCGUCAGCUCGAGGAAAGCAAUACGGAAGCUGUGUCGCCGCUCGUCAGCCCAAAGCGAAGACGAAGUAUCGAGGGUCGUCGCCAGCAAUCCACAGAGCAACGAUAAGACCGCCGCCUUCACUAUUACCAACACUGACUUCAUGGCGACGAAUGAGGACCCAGACCUAGCGUGGGCCCUCGAGCUCUCCCGCCGGUACAACGAGACCGACGCCUCAACUUGGUCCUCCGCCGCCUCCUCCUUCCCGCCCCCCGACCCCCGCUUCGUCCGGUCCCGCUCCACCGCCCAGCCCGGCCCCUCAGGAUGGAGGCAAUCUUCAGACGACGCCAGAUCUCAGCGCCGCCCCUCCAGCAGGUCUUCGUUCUCCUCCACCUCGUCCUCACGCCACGCCCGCCACUCCUCCGGCACUGUCUCGUCCUGCGGUUCCUCGUUCCCCUCGGCGUCACACUUCAAUACGUGUUCCUCCUUCAGCAGCUCGCCUCGUCUCUCCUCUCUCGCCUCUAGUGAUGAGUCGUCUCUUCCUACACUGGAGUCGCUGAGAAUGGAGUGCGGUGUAAGCGAUUUCCAGUCCACCAGAGUGUGACAGCUCGAAAGAGAGUAAAAUUAACCAUGAUCAGGUUUCGUUUCCUCUCGAUAUUAGUGAUGAAUUGCAUCCCUCUUCCUAUUCGAGUGUCUCAGAAGUUCAGUUCUUUGCCACAUUUUACGAUAAAGGAGGCAGAACAAAGCCAAAACAAAAGUAUAUAAGAAUGUCCGUUAUAUGCUGCUCCAUAUAAAAGAGGAAAAAAUUUAAAACAAUGAUCAAAAGUCAUCUUCAGGGUGUCUUGAUACUCCCAUCUUGAAAGAAAGUCGUAAGAUAGAAGAAUGCAGAAGGAAGGCCUAGGUGAGAGGGAUGAGUCAUGCUUUAUUUAUUUUUGAAAAUCCUAAAUAACUUGGACUAUGUGAACCUACUGACCAGACUUGCCGGAAUUCACCUCCUUGGGCUUCUAUACGUUUCAGAGACCAAGUAAUAUUGUUAUUUUAUGGAGUAGGUCACUUCAAGCUUCCAGGCGACAAAUGGCAAGCUUUCUGUGACAAUCGAUGUAAUUAGAACCCCGAGCACUAAGAGACUGCGGUAUACCGGCAACUAAAGGUUUCCAAUAUUGACGCAGUUCUCAGGUUGAAGGAGUCAAAUAAAUGUGUUACUUGGAAUUUUUUUUGACUUGUGGAAAGAGAAAAAUGACAAGUUUGCUCGAUUGUUACAAUAGUGAAGACGUAUAGAUGUUGAGAUGUAUAAGUCGCUUGGCCUUCUUUGCUGUAAAAAAAAAAAAAAGAUCCUUACGUGUUAUAUAUAUUCAUAGUGAUGGCUGUAAGCAAAGCCCACGUAGGAUCUAUAUGAGCUUUGGUUGGAGGGCUUGGUAGGUUAUCGUUGGGUGGGUAGAGUUUACUGCUCAGCUGGUUAUCGGUUAUGUGAUGUGGGGAAAGGCAUCGAAGAGCAAAUCAACUUUACCUGAAUAAUGGUGUGGUGAAAGUGAGUGUUAAGCGAAACUACCUGAUAAGCUGAGUAACUUUUCGAUGAUUUUUUUAAUGUAUUUAUUUAACUUGAUUACUUAAUUUAAUUGUAGUGUUUAUUCAAUUUUAAAGAUAGUAAUGUUUUAAUUAUCUUUUGAACAGAGGCUAGUCGGUUAUCUCAUAAGGUAAUAAACAAUCUUGUCUGAAAUA